Molecule: messenger RNA, 3732 nt
Organism: Micropterus dolomieu (smallmouth bass)
Lineage: Eukaryota; Metazoa; Chordata; Actinopteri; Centrarchiformes; Centrarchidae
Gene: spa17
Product: sperm autoantigenic protein 17
Exons: 6
Coding region: 170-2251 (693 amino acids)
Molecular function (GO): calmodulin binding
Source: RefSeq, a predicted model, not a curated record
AGCGUCCGUAGUUACAAGAGUUGCCUAGAAACAGUUAUCAACAAAACGCCGUGGCUAACUUUUGUUAGCCUAGGGUUAGCAUUCAAAAAUCAAGGUGGAUAGGAACUGCAAGUCAUUUCAGACUUCCCAGCUGUCACAAAAGUCAUCGCCUCCAGUGUAUCAUAAAAAAAUGUCAGUGCCUUUCUCCAACACUCACCUGCGUGUCCCGCGAGGGUUUGGUACCAUCCUGGAGGGACUGGCCAGAGAAGUCCUACGAGACCAGCCUGAAGACAUUCCUAAAUAUGCUGCACAGUACUUCGACACUCUUCUCCAACAAAGAGAAGAUAGUGGCAUGGACCCUGCUGAGUGGGCUGCUAAACUGGAAGAUAGAUUCUAUAACAACAAUGCAUUCAAGGCCACUGGGGCUAGUCCUGAAAAAGAGCCUGCAACAGAGGUGGCCUUUUACAAAGAAAAAUCAUACGAGUCCCAAACUGAAGAUGAAUCCAGUCAUUCAGCAGAAGCCUCAAAUCCCUCCACCACACAUCCUAAUGUCUCUGAAGAGGUUGAUUUUACUGACAGCACAGAAGAAGAACAAGGACAAGACAAACACGAUAUUGCAGACAAACACAUUAUUUCAAUGGAAAAAGGACUUUCUGAAGAGGAAUCCGUCAGGCUCCCAACUUCAGAUGUACAGCCAGAUGAACUGAGUGGGACAGAGGAGGAGAAGGAGCCAACAGUAACUACAUUUGAUCAAGUUGACAGGGCAGCUAAUGAAAAAGACAGCAUCUCUGUUCCAGACCAAGAUAUACCUCAGUCUAAGUUAGAGCCCACAGACUUAUUAUCAUACAGAGGGGUUUCAGGUAUAGACGUGUGUGCUCAGGAGUUAGGAAUGGUAGAAGACGAGGGAGGUGAUAAACUAGAAACUGCAUUUGUGGAUGAGGAGAUUUUAGACUCAGAAGGAGAGGAAAAAACUGAAGAUGAAGAACCAGUGGAGGUCUUUCCAUAUUCGGGGCUAGCUGAUGUGGAUGUGUGUGCAUCAGAGCUUGGAGGAACAGAGAGAACAAUGGAAGGAGCCACUGCUCAAGAUGAUACACAUGGUAUUGAAGAGGAAAGCUCAAAACCCCAACCCAAGGAAACUGUUGUACAAUCAUCAUUGUGUCAGUCUGAAACCCCUGAGGGAAAUCAGCAAGAAGCAGAAGAUCAGGGAGAAAAAACAUAUGAGGAGGCAGGAACAGAGACUGGGGCUUCUUCUGGGGGAAUACAUGAAAGUUUAGCUCAUAUAGAAGGUGGUUUAGACAGUAAUGCUAUACCAAAGGAGGAUUCCUUAGUUGAGAUUAGCUUUGAUGAUGUUCCAGAGGCUCAGCAGAUUAAAGAGGUUGGGGAGAAACAGCCAGAGGAAGAGUAUUCUGUAGAAGUCUUACAGACCAAGAUACUAGAAAUGCAACAAGAGGAAGAAUCCAAGGGAAUGGAAAUGGUGGGAGUUGGACAGAAAGUUAACACUGAAGGGGAGGAAAUGGAAAGUCAGCAUGAGGCAUCAGAUAUAAUGGAGAGGGUGGACACAAAUGACUCUAAUUUAAAUGAUAGCGAUGAUGAUGAGAUGGGAGAAGGUGUUAAAACAAUCAGCUCAUCACAUCAACCCACCACCGAGACAGACGAAGAGAACCGAGAGGAUGAAACCGAUAAAAACUGUGAAGAUAAUGAGAAUAUAAGUGAAGGAGAAUUUCACCAGAAUGAGUCAAACGAGCAUGACUUUGAAGAAGACAAGAUAACAGAUGCUGUUGGAGGAGACAAAGAGGACAUACAUAUAGAAGGUUACAGUGAGUUGGAGGAUCAAGUUAUGAAUGAUGGUGGCAGGGAAGAUCAUCCUUUAGAAGGAACCCAGUCAAAUAUAUCAACUUCUGCAACGAAGACAGGGAGUGAAACUUUAGGGGAAAGUGCACAACAUCUACUGGAGGAGAACGAGGAGAGUCAGAGAACACUUGUGGAGUCACAGUCAGAGAUGGUAGGAAAAGAGGUCAAAUCAGAACAGAGAACAUCAGAAGCAGGGGAACAUCUAGAAGAAGGAAAGAUUGUUUCAGAAAUGCAAGAGAAGAGUGAUGCAAUGUGUGGAGAGAACAUCAUUAGCCACAAUCAAGGCCAAGAGGAGGAAAGGCCACUUGGGGCUGAAAAGGACUCCACAGAGAUUGAAGCCAACAUUUGUCACAAGAUGCUGUAUGAGGACUCUGAGGCACUGCCGCAUGCUCAUAAAACUGUAAUACUGUGGCUUUGUUAGUGCCAGAUCCCCUCUCCUCUCGGGAGCCACCACAGCCUUCGCAGGUUGGAACUUGAUUCAGUAAUCUCUCAUCAUAAAAGACAGACUGAACAAUUUGUCUUGUGAAUUAGGCGUUUAACAUUUUUACCACUAUCAAAGUUAGCCCUGUCUGAUUUGUCUGGACCAACAGUGCUCCAAACACGCAGGGAGGGGGGGUGUCAGAAGGGGUAUUAAGAAUGUUACCAUGGUAACCCCUCACCAUCCUGCUCUCUCUUAGUGUCGUCAUGAAAUUAGAGAUGGUGAUGCUGAUAGUUGCUAUGCACCAUCUGUAUUAGUAAUCUACCUUUAAUAGCAGUUUCUAACUGACUCACAAAGCUGUACACUAAAUAGGCCAUCUAUUCUAACAGUGACCUAGCUGCAAUAUCUCACAUGCCUUGUCUAGUCUUUUUUGUUUUAUUUUAAUGUGCCAACAGUGAUGUUCCUAUACUCUAAUCUUCUUAUCGAAUAAAUAAAGUGUUUAGAUACAUAAUGAUUAGGGUAAGAUGAGCAGACUAACUAUAUCAUCAGUGAUUACAGCAAAUUUAAUUACACUGUGGUUGUCGUUCCUACACACUAACAAAGUAAAAUGAUUGCAGUAAGUCAGCUUAGUGUAAUUAGGUGUGAGGCUAAAUUAACAUAUUGUUUGAAUGGUUGGAAAACCAGCAGGAGAGCGUUAAUGUCAGAGAUAUAACUCAGAUAAAUGGACAUUUUCUGUUUCUCUCCCUCUCCGUCUUGUCUCUGAGGCUGGCAGAGGAGUGUGGGCGGUCAUACCAGCUGGGAUCAGAGGGAUGGAGAGGGCUGUUAGCUCACUCUGCCUCUAAUAAAUGUACAACACCUCCUAGUGUAAAACAGUCCAAGAUGCUUAUGCUGUUUUAUUUUUACACUAUUAGUAGAAUUUGAAAGUCAGCAAUUAUUGUUUUAUGGCCAUCUGGCUUUUACAUAGUAUUUCUAUGUUGGUCAUCUGUUGUUAUUUGUGGAGUUUAUUAUUGUAACACUGCAACUUGUUUUAUGAUGCUCUCUGCAUGGUGUAGUUACUUUGUGUUUUUCCUCAUUUAUAUCCAGACUGUAUAUAUCAUCAUUUUCACUUGUGUCAAAAACUUUCAAACUUUAUAUCACUGAAUUGGUAUUUCAGUCACUUUUCUAAAGUCUAACACAAUCUGCGCUCGGUGAAUGUUGAGGUCUGGUAAAGGUCUGUAACAGUGAACACAGUAGGUCAGCAGCCUUAAUGAGACAGAAAAGAUGGAACACAUGCUGCCAUGUUUGUAGGAGGUCUCUCUUCCCCUCCCUCCCUCUUUCUCUCUUCCUCUCUUUCUGACUGUAUGUCUCUCCCUCACUGUGCGUGCACGGGUGUGACUGAACAUACAGUGAUUGUUAGUAAGAGCCAGUGAAGCAUCUGUAUUAUAACCGAGACUCGUUUAAAGAUAGUUUUGCUUGGUCCACAUAGAAAUCGAGGCAUUCAAUUC